Molecule: messenger RNA, 1608 nt
Organism: Penicillium hordei
Lineage: Eukaryota; Fungi; Ascomycota; Eurotiomycetes; Eurotiales; Aspergillaceae
Exons: 1
Coding region: 1-1608 (535 amino acids)
Biological process (GO): carbohydrate transport; transmembrane transport
Cellular component (GO): membrane
Molecular function (GO): carbohydrate:proton symporter activity
Source: RefSeq, a predicted model, not a curated record
AUGUGGACCACAACCUCCGGCUUACGGGGCAAGAAGCUCCAUAUUGCCAUCACUUUUACAUCCGUUGUCGGAUUCUCACUUUUCGGUUAUGAUCAGGGUUUGAUGUCCGGUAUCAUCUCUGGUGACCAAUUCACCAAGGAAUUCCCUCCUCUCUAUGGUGACUCCGAGCACGUCGCCGUCCUGCGUGGUGCGGUCACUUCCUGUUACGAGCUUGGUUGUUUCUUCGGUGCCAUCUUCACUAUGAUGUACGGUCAACGUAUUGGCCGCACACCUCUUCUGGUGAGCGGUGGCCUCCUCAUGAUCCUUGGUACUGUUAUCUCUACUGCUUCGUUCGGCCCCCACUGGGGACUGGGCCAGUUCGUUGUUGGACGUGUCAUUUCCGGCCUUGGAAACGGCAUGGAUACCGCGACUAUCCCCGUCUGGCAGUCUGAGUGUUCGCGCGCUCACAACCGUGGUUUCCUCGUUUGCUUCGAGGGUGCUAUCAUCGCCGUCGGUACCUUCAUCGCUUACUGGCUUGACUUCGGUCUCUCUUAUGUCAACUCUUCGGUUCAAUGGCGGUUCCCCGUCGCCUUCCAGAUUCUGUUCGCCAUCCUUGUCACUGCCGGUGCUCUCAUGCUCCCCGAGUCGCCUCGUUGGUUCGUCAUGCAGGGUCAUGACCAGGAAGCCCUUCAGGUCCUCGCCCAGCUCAACGAUAGUUCUGUCGAUGCAGAUGAUGUGCUUGCCGAUUUCAACCUUAUGAAGGCUGAUCUUAAGGCUAUGGAGAGUGUUGAAGCUGGUAGUACCUGGGGUAUCCUCUUUACUGGCGGUAAGACUCAGAACUUCCAGCGUAUGAUGAUCGGUUGCUCUGGCCAGUUCUUCCAGCAAUUUACUGGUUGUAACGCCGCUAUCUACUACUCGACCCUACUGUUCCAGCAGAACUUGCAUAUGGAGGGUAAGCUUCCAUUGGUUCUGGGAGGUGUCUUCGCCACUGUGUACGCCCUUGCCACCAUCCCCUCCUUCUUUAUGAUUGAGAAGGUUGGUCGCCGUAACCUCUUCUUGAUUGGUUUCCUCGGCCAGGGUCUCAGUUUCAUCAUCACUAUGGGUUGUCUUAUCGAUUCGAACGCCCAAAAUGCCAAGGGUGCUAUCGUCGGUAUCUUCCUGUUCAUCUGCUUCUUUGCGUUUACUACUCUACCUCUGCCCUGGAUCUACCCCCCGGAGAUCAACCCCCUCCGCACCCGUACCAAGGCUGCCUCCGCUUCCACCUGCGUGAACUGGAUCACCAACUUCGCCGUCGUUAUGUUCACUCCUGUGUUCUCCAACCAGUCUGACUGGGGUAUCUACCUCUUCUUCGCGCUUGUCAACUUCAUCGCUAUCCCCUUCGCCUGGUUCUUCUACUGUGAAACCGCCGGCCGUGAUCUCGAGGAGGUUGAUAUCAUCUUCGCCAAGGCCCACGUCGAAGGCAAGUGGCCCUACCAGGUCGCUCAGGAGAUGCCCAAGCUCUCCAUUGCCGAGAUUACCCGGAUGCAGAAUGAUCUGGGUCUCGACACCUCCGAGCACCAGGUCACCUCCGCAAUCGAGAAGGCUGAGAAUGCCAUGAGCAGCAGCAGUGAGACCAAGCAGGACGAGUAA